Messenger RNA from Globicephala melas (long-finned pilot whale), 3750 nucleotides. RefSeq names its product hdc homolog, cell cycle regulator (gene HECA). Lineage: Eukaryota; Metazoa; Chordata; Mammalia; Artiodactyla; Delphinidae. The record is from RefSeq and is a predicted model, not a curated record.
AUGGCGCGGCGCGGGCCGCGCGGCUAGACGGGCGCCAGAGGAGCCACCGGCCCGCGCCCUCCGUUCUCGGCCUCCCGGACCGGGCGCCGAGCCGCUGGGAGCCGCCUUCGCCGACGCGGGGCACCUGGACACUCGCGAGAUGCCCAACCCCAAAAACAGUAAAGGCGGCCGCAAAAACAAGCGCGCCAACAGCAGCGGGGACGAGCAGGAAAAUGGAGCCGGCGCCCUGGCAGCGGCGGGCGCGGCGGGCGCGGUGGCCGGGGGGGCCCUGGCGGCGGCGGCCGGCUGCGGAGCGGCGGCGGCGGGCGUGCCGGGCACCGGGGGCGCGGCGGGCGCGGGAGGCGCGGGGCCCGGCGCCGCGGCCGCGGCGGCCGCCGCGGGGACUGCAGCCGCUGGUGACGCCAAGAACGAAGCCCCUUGUGCCACGCCGCUGAUCUGCAGCUUCGGGAGGCCGGUUGACCUGGAGAAGGACGACUACCAGAAGGUGGUGUGCAACAACGAGCACUGCCCUCACAGCACCUGGAUGCACCUGCAGUGCUUCUACGAGUGGGAGAGCAGCAUCCUGGUCCAGUUCAACUGCAUCGGCCGGGCCCGCAGCUGGAACGAGAAGCAGUGCCGCCAGAACAUGUGGACCAAGAAGGGCUACGACCUGGCCUUCCGCUUCUGCUCCUGCCGCUGCGGCCAGGGCCACUUGAAGAAGGACACGGACUGGUACCAGGUGAAGCGGAUGCAGGAUGAGAAAAAGAAGAAGUCGGGGUCGGAGAGGAACACCGGGAGGCCCCCCGGUGAGGUGGCGGAGGAGGCCAAGAAGUGCCGGCCGCCCACCAAGCCCCAGAAAGGCCUGAGCCACGACCUGCCCCGCCGGCAUUCCAUGGACCGGCAGAACUCCCAGGAGAAGGGCGGCGGGGCCGCAGCCUACGGGGCGCGCUCCCCCUGCGGCUCCCCGGGCCAGUCCCCGCCCACCGGCUACUCCAUCCUCUCCCCCGCCCACUUCAGCGGCCCCCGCUCCUCCAGGUACCUCGGGGAGUUCCUAAAGAACGCCAUCCACCUGGAGCCUCACAAAAAGGCCCUGGCGGGGGGCCACGUGUUCCGAAACGCCCACUUUGACUACAGUCCGGCCGGGUUGUCAGUUCACAGGGGGGGCCACUUCGACGCGCCCGUGCAGUUCCUGCGGCGCCUGGACCUGUCCGAGCUCCUCACUCACAUCCCCCGGCACAAGCUGAACACUUUCCACGUGCGGGUGGAGGACGAUGCCCAGAUGGGCCAGGGCGAGGAUCUGCGGAAGUUCAUCCUCGCGGCCCUCAGCGCCAGCCACAGGAACGUGGUGAACUGUGCCCUGUGCCACCGGGCACUCCCGGUGUUCGAGCAGUUCCCGCUGGUGGACGGAACUCUGUUCUUAAGCCCCUCGAGACACGAUGAGAUCGAAUACGAUGUUCCCUGUCACCUCCAAGGGAGGCUCAUGCAUCUGUACGCAGUGUGCGUGGACUGCCUGGAAGGGGUUCACAAGAUCAUCUGCAUCAAGUGUAAGUCGCGGUGGGAUGGCAGCUGGCACCAGCUGGGCACCAUGUACACCUAUGACAUCCUGGCCGCCUCUCCAUGUUGUCAGGCCCGCCUGAACUGUAAGCACUGCGGGAAGCCAGUGAUCGACGUGCGGAUUGGGAUGCAGUACUUCUCCGAGUACAGCAAUGUCCAGCAGUGUCCACACUGUGGCAACCUGGACUACCAUUUCGUGAAGCCAUUUUCCUCCUUCAAAGUUCUCGAAGCUUAUUGAUGAAAGCUUUGCUUUAGUAAUAGCUAUUUUAUUGAUAUUAUUACUUUAUUACAUAUCUUUUCUAGGGAAGCCUUCCGUGACAUUCAUUUCUUUUCUAAUUGAAAGGAGAGUUCCUUUGUGUAUGUGUGCCACUAAAAGGGGGGCUGCCCCUUGCCUUCUCUUGACUCCCGAGUGUUAGUCUGUGGUCAUGACCAGAGCCCAGCCGGUACUCCUGUGAGCUUGGGGGAGCGGUUAACUAUCACUAAGAGUCUCUCGGGCAGCUUUUAGGGUGGUGGGGAAGAUGGGGUGAAUCUAGGAAAGGGAUUAUGUGGUCGUAAACUGAGAGCACGGUAGGAGUUGGGAAGAAACUCUUACUAAAAUGUUAACUGUCUAAAGACCCACUUUUAGAUCUUCUCUGGGCCUUGGGAAAAACAUGUGACAAGUGAAUGUAAUCUGUGCCUGGAGAGCUGAUGGUGUGUUUGUCCACCUUGGUUUGGUGUUCCGCAGUGCAUGCUGGCCUGCAGUUUCCCCUCACUGACAGAUCAUUGGAAGGUGGACAUGAGCCCUGAUUCUAUCCCUGUUGUAGUUUAGCAGCCAGUUUUCAUACUGAAAAUAAUAUCCAAAUUAUAAGGCAUAUGAAAGUAUAUAUUUUUAGGUAAGCUGACCUAUAACAAAGAGAAUAUGCUAAAUGAAUUUGGAAAUGAUGCAGACUGACUCAAGAGGGCAAACAGGCAGAACGCUGUCAUCUGAACUGUGUCUUUGAAGUUGGUCAAACAAGCUCUUAAGGAGAAUCCAAGAAUAACAUGAUUUGAGCGGUACUGAUUUAUACAGCUUGCACUGUCGAAGUGCCAUUUGACGUCAGAUCCUUCUCACAGGUAAAUCUCACAGCCACAGACCCGGACUGGUGAGUUUCAGAACCAAUUGCCGUACUUGCCUUCCCCCCAAAUUGCUUAUGGCUGCAUUUUACCCCGUUAACGCUGCGUUUCCCAAAUCAAAGAUUUUGCCCUACGAAGGAAAGGAAAAAAUUAUUUGUGAACCUUUGAGGAAAAGAAUAAUUUUAGUAUUUCUUUUUAAAGUGUUUCAUUUUGGGAUAUCACUGAUUAUAAUGCACAACAAUAUGUUUGAAAAUAGAUUAUUCUGAAGAUCUCCAUGAUACCUUACCAUUGGUGAAGAAGAUGAUACUUUACAGAACUUGAUUGGUCAGAGCAUUGAGCUUUCCAAAGUCCCAGCCUUCUGUUUAUUAGAGCUUUCUGAUUUAAGUAGACUGACACCCCAUACCUUUAGAGAACUGGGAUUGGAAUAUGAGUUCUCAAAAAUGAAUUUGAUAAUUUCAACUAUAAUACACAUAUAUGCUAAAAGAAUGUUGAAAAUAUGAUCCUUUUAUGGGCAGCUAAAUUUGGGGUUAUGUGAAUAUUUUCUAUUAUUUCGUUUAUACCAUUUUUUUUUCCUCAGAAAAACAGUUGUUUUUCCUCUCAGAAGUGUUCAGGCAUCAUUGCAAGUGAGUUUCAGUUCUGCUACAUGGAAUAUUUGAUGUUUUGUUAGAAAGAACACAGCUGACUGUGAGAGAUUGACUAAUAUUCUUUAUCUUUCGGUUUGCAUGAUUGUAAUUCGGCUGACAACAUCCAGUUUGAUGUUUGAUGAUCUGAAGAGUAUCACAGUGAGAGGAAAUGCUGAAUGUCUGUAAGAAGCAGCAAAUUGUCAUUGCUUUCACAGUAUUUGAUGCAAGGAAAAGAGGUCUAUAGGACACAUCCCUUGCAAAUUUAUGUUUAAUACACAAAGCUGUAACUGAACUAGCUGUUUCGCUAUUGAUUCUCUCACGUACCCAGUUAUAAAACUUGGUGAGUUUCUCUUGUCUUCAGAGUACCAUUGGAUUUUAUUUCUGAAUUUAAAAUGAAUAGUAAAAUAUUUGUUCUUUAACCCACCUCAAUUUCUAAAGAGAAACCUGCUUGUAUUGUUGUUCUGAAGCUUCAAGUUUACGUGUAGAUCACGUUCAUCAAGCU